AUGGAGAAACAGGCAAACCUGAUGAUGAAAGGCUUCAAUGAGCUACAAGAGGUGAUCAAUCGGAAACCGCAAAAGUCAGUGUGGAACCCUCCCACUACCAGCAAAAUCAACCCAAGCAGAGCAUCCCAGGUGAUCGAGCAGUACUACAAAAAACAGUCUGCAGAACAAAACACUGUUCCCUUUCUGGAAGGCUACAUGAAUGAAGUGCAGAAUUUACAAAACUCUUUCCUCACGCGUCCUGGCUGCCCAAGGUACAGCAAUAUGGCAACUUCAACCUCUUCAGUCGAAGGACCUUUUUCAAAAUUAGCUUGCCUGCCCAGUAACUUGAGCACCAUGACUUUGUCGUCCCAGAUGUCCUUGGAUGAUUGGAACAUUCUCUAUCCAAUUGUAGAAGCACUGGAUUCAAGCAUCAAGUUUUGUCCGGCCGGAGUCACUCAAAGCCUGGCCGGAUUGCCCAAGUGGAAAAGUUUCACUGAAGUCUCGGCAUCCUUUUCCCAAGGCAAAAGCCGCUCGGCGUCCAAAGUCCCGUGGUACGUCUCUGUGCUCCAAGAGAAGGACCAGCAUCUGCAGAAGCUCGGGACGGAGCUUAGCCGUCUCUCCAAGUGUGAGGCAGAGUGCCUUCAGAAGGACGAGGUGAUCUCGGUCCUCCGGGAGGAAGUGGCCAAUAUGCUGAAACAACUGGAGCAGCUCCAGAAGGGGGGCAUCCUCAUCCCAGAGGAGCCCCCCAAAGCAAAGGAAAUUGUCAUAGAAAAAGCCAAGGAAGAAGUAUUCAAAGUAAAGGAAACUCGGAGAGGCUUGUCUUUGCCUGUCCAUUUAGGACAAAAGAGCAUUGCGGAUGAGUUCAGACAAGAGAUAGAGCGCUUGAAAUUAGAGCUAACCCAGUCGGACAAAGCGCUGGGCUGUAAGAUGGGCCUCCUUUCUGAAGCGAUGAUAAGAAACCAGGAAGAGCUGGAGGAACUGGAAAAAGAGUAUGCAGAGCUGCAGCGAAAUGAAAGAGAGGAGAGCAGGGAAGAACUUAUCUGCAGUAUUGGAUCCGGAGCGGCUUUGGAAGGGGAGGCCGAACCGGAGCCCGAGCCCCAAGGAGAAAUGGAAACUGCCCUGUCCGAGCUCCAAGAGUCCCAGAGGAUAAUCAAAGAGUUGUGUAAUGAAUUGGAGAAAGUGAAAAACGAUUAUGACGUUGCAACAGGUGCCAUUUCUUCUCUGCAAAGGCAACUGUCCUUUAAGGAGUCUCAGCUCCGCAAAGCCCACGCAGAGCAGGAAUUGCUGCAAAAGGAACUGAGGGAAAGAGGAGUCCAGCUGGAGGCAAUGUCUACCAAGUUCUGCAACCUGCGAGAGGAGAGAAAACACGAAGAAAUGAUGGGUGCCAUUGAGAAAGAAAAUAACUCACUCCGGCAGGUGGUCUCCGAGCUGGAGUCCCAACUGGCAGAGAAGACCCAGAUGAUCGAGGAGCUGCAAGGCGAUGUCAACCGGCUUCAAGCCCAGCUGGUGGUGAACCAGCACCACACCGGCAAGCAGCUGAUCCACCAGAAGGAGCUCCAGAGGCAGCUGGAUGUCCUGCAAAGGGUGGAGCAGCAGACCCGAGUCUUGCUGGAGGCCGUCGGCAUCAGGUUCGAAAGGUUUCGAAGCAAAAUCAUUCAGGCCACCUACAGUACUCCCGGCACCAAGUCGCCCCAGGCGGAAAUCUCAGAUGAUGAGGUGUUGGAGGCCUUGCAGAGAAUAAUAAAUGACCGUCUGGAAUUUCACCAAAUGCUGCGGCAGAAGGGUGUGAAAGUCCCAUCUCUAGGCAAUGAGCAAACUCAGGCAACACCGCCACCGAAGAAAAAGAGCACAAGCAAAUAG
Eublepharis macularius is the source of this 1839-nucleotide messenger RNA. It is a transcript of the gene CCDC27, whose product is annotated as coiled-coil domain containing 27. Bases 1 to 1839 code for a protein of 612 amino acids. The transcript has 12 exons. The record is from RefSeq and is a predicted model, not a curated record. NCBI's taxonomy places the organism in Eukaryota, Metazoa, Chordata, Lepidosauria, Squamata, Eublepharidae.